AUGGGAGCAUCCGAUCCUGAUUUUGAAGUCGUCUCAUCAUUCGAGGGGAAGAAUCAUAAUACAAAUGAUGAUUCAGAUUUUCAAUCAGAAUUGGAAGAGGAAAUUAAUGCCGAAUUGGAUCUAGCCUGUGAUCCGAACUACCCUCCCCUCGCAAAAUGGACAAGAGAUCAUCCUAAAACUCAAGUAAUUGGUGAAGCACCUGAGGGACUUCUUACUCGAUCUCAAAUAAAAGCAAAGCAAACUGCUCUUUUCUCUCAGGGACCCGAAGGCAUGUUUAUCAAUCAAGAGGCCUACACAAAGACACUGCUAGCAAAGUUUGGCAUGAUGGGUGAUUCCAAUGUAAAGGUUCCCAUGGCGUUUGGAACAAAGUUAACACCAUCUUUGGAGAAACCGGUUGUUGAUAUGACUCUUUAUCGAAAAAUGAUAGGAUCUCUAACGUAUCUAACAACCAUUCGACCAGACGUAAUGUUUUCUGUUCGUUAUUAUGCUAGGUUCCAGGCUAAUCCAUGCGAACCUCAUAUGGUGGAUGUUAAGAACAUCUUAAGAUAUUUGAAGAGAACCUCUUCUCUCGGUCUGUGGUAUCCUGCUAAAUCAGGAUUUUUCAUACAAGUAUUCUCUGAUGCUGAUCUUGGAGGAUGUGGUCUGGACCGAAAGAUCACUACAGGCGGAUGUCAAUUUCUCGAUGGUAAACUUCUCGGCUGGCAGUCAAAGAAACAAACAUAUGUUUCUCUCUCUACAGCCGAAGCUGAUUAUAUCGCUGCAACAUCUUGCAUUUCUCAGGUCAUUUGGAUCCAAAGCCAACUUAGAGAUUAUGGCCUUAACAUGAAGAAGAUUCCAAUUUAUUGUGACUCUGAAAGCGCUAUUAGAAUCUAUCAUAAUCCAGUGCAACACUCCAAGACGAAACAUAUAGCACUGUGA
Messenger RNA from Lactuca sativa (garden lettuce), 918 nucleotides. The record is from RefSeq and is a predicted model, not a curated record. Lineage: Eukaryota; Viridiplantae; Streptophyta; Magnoliopsida; Asterales; Asteraceae.